AUGGCUGCCUCGACGUUAAAGAACGUUAUCGUGGUGGGCGGAUCGUACGUUGGACGAGGAGCUGCAGAAGAAUUGGCACGGGUAGUACCCAGCACGCACCGGGUGUUGUUGAUCGAACCGCACAGCCAUUUCCACCACCUCUUCGCCUUUCCCCGCUUUGCCGUUCUCCCUGGCCACGAGCACAAAGCGUUCAUUCCCUAUACCCGCCUCUUUGUCUCCUCCCCCAACUCAACCCAACACGCAGUCGUGCAGGCCCGCGUUCUCUCCGUCCAACCACAGCACAUCAACCUCGACCGCGCCUGGCAGGGACAGAACCAGAUUCCCUUCGAGUAUCUAGUCGUCGCGACGGGCACCCGUCUCGCCGAACCAGCCGCCAUGCGCGACGAGGAUAAAGGGUCCUCCGUGCAGUACCUACAGAAGCACCAAGCGGACGUAAAGAACGCCAAAUCCGUUGUCAUCGUCGGUGGUGGUGCGGUGGGCGUGCAGAUGGCGACGGACAUGAAGGAGUUGUAUCCGGAGAAGGAAAUCACCGUGGUGCAAUCACGGGACCAGCUCAUGCCUCAAUUCCACCGGGGCCUCCAUGAGAUCGUGAAGAAGCGCUUCGACGAGCUCGGCAUCAAAACGAUCACCGGCGCGCGCAUCGUCGUCCCCGCCGCAGGCUUCCCCAACAACGGCGCCCCCUUCACCGUCCAACUCAACAACGGCACCGAACUCACCACGGACUUCGUCAUCCUGGCCACGGGCCAGAAGCCCAACAACGACCUGAUCCGUUCCCUGCCGGCCUCCUCACCGGACUCGCUGAUCAACCCAGCCAACGGCUUCAUCCGCAUCCGGCCGACCAUGCAGUUCCAGGACCCGCAAUACCCCCACUUGUUUGCUGUCGGCGAUAUCGCCGACACGGGGCUGCGUAAGGCUGCCCGCCCCGGUGGCGGGCAGGCUGCGGCCGUGGCCCGCAACAUCCAGGCGAUGAUCGAGGGGCAGAAGCCCGAGGCCGUGUUCCCGCCGUUCCCGAUGGCGAUUCAUAUCACGCUUGGCUUGAAAUAUAACAUUGUGUUCCGCAACCCGAAUCCCGCGGAGGGCAAGACAGAACCUGAAGUGAAGGAAUCCUGGGAUUCGCAGGAAGAUAUGGGCGUGGAUCGAUGGUGGAACCGCCUGGGCUUCCAGGAGAGCGUGCCAUCGCAGUACCACUUGUGA
Messenger RNA from Aspergillus saccharolyticus JOP 1030-1, 1194 nucleotides. Its product is annotated as amid-like NADH oxidoreductase. The transcript is spliced from 7 exons. The record is from RefSeq and is a predicted model, not a curated record. Bases 1 to 1194 code for a protein of 397 amino acids. Gene Ontology annotation, molecular function: electron-transferring-flavoprotein dehydrogenase activity; flavin adenine dinucleotide binding. Gene Ontology annotation, cellular component: cytoplasm. NCBI's taxonomy places the organism in Eukaryota, Fungi, Ascomycota, Eurotiomycetes, Eurotiales, Aspergillaceae.